Messenger RNA from Cylicostephanus goldi, 1266 nucleotides. The record is from the annotation of a GenBank genome assembly. Lineage: Eukaryota; Metazoa; Nematoda; Chromadorea; Rhabditida; Strongylidae.
AUGAUGUACAAAGAAUUUUCUAUGGACAAACGCAUCGAAUACGUCAAUGCUUUAAUCGAUAUGGUAGAUAGAGAUCGGAACAGGCAUCAUCUGGUGCUACCGCUUCUUACUAGCACAGAUGAUGUUGAGGAGCGGCUUAAGUUGAUUUUUCGAUGUGCAAAUAUGGGUUAUAAGGAUCUUUCAGAGCUUGAUAUCUCUGUUCUGUCACCAGUGCUUCUGCAGCCCCUCUACGAUCGACAACGAACUGCCCGUGGGGAUCAGUCGAAACUAAAUAAAAUAGCUAGAAUCCUGAAGAGUUUUGGUAUCGCAUCCGAUUCUGUGUGGCAAACCAUGUAUUCAUGGUGGCAAGACAAAACUGCGAGCGAGAAACGAAUGGCUGACUUGGCAGAUGCUUCGAGACCUUUGUCUGGAGAGCUCAAAGAGUGGCUGAAGUUGCAAUAUACAGCUACCUUUGAACUGGAGAAGAAAAACAGUUUGAAGGGGCUGCCUGUGCGAAUCACUUACGAGAGGCUGAAGAAAUUUGUGGAUGAUCGUGACUCUUCGAAGGUUCACGCAUUCCUUUCGUCAUAUGGCUGGCCAGAAGAUACGAAUUUCGAAGAAAUCAUUCCAGAUGUGCUUGGGCUUUAUCUGGACCAUGAAGAGUGGUCAAAUGUCAAGAAAAUGCUCAUUUCAUUAUCUGCACAAUCUGCCAAAUGGCAGAAGCCGGAUGAUCCCACUUACAGUCCCAUGAAGAAUUACCAUUUGCUGCACAUUCUGAGAAGAAUGUCAAAUGAAGGAGAAGAAAUAUCGGUUGUGAAAAUAAUCAACUAUGCCUACGAACUUCGGCGACUUUUUCCUGAAGGUCUCUUUUUGAUUCAACGUCAGAGCAAAUUAGCAGUUAUGAAAAUUUUUGCAGCUACUGCAAAUUAUGACACUUUCUUCAACACUCUACACGAAUAUAAUCGUCUGUUCGGAAAAUGUUUUGAGAGGCUUCCAAAUCCAUCUGUAGAGAAAAUUGACGAAUGUAUAGAUCUCUUGCGAACGUUGAUCAAGUUGGAGAUUCUUCAACUUCAUCCCAACGAAACAUUGACAUCUGUGUUCAUAGGAAAUGUGUUGAGAAGGCUUGGUUGGGAAGAAGCAGUAAAUACUUGGAUGAAGUUCCAGUCUGGUUUGUACUGCUCCAAUGGAAUUGUCACAUUAUUACGCUUUUGUCUAUCGCAGAAGACGGAAGCCUCAAAGCGCAAUAUUCAGUAUGGUAAGUUUUCGCUUCUCUUCCCCUCUCCCUGA